UUCAUUCAUAGCACAGAAGGCUAGAGCUGCCUGUCUUGCAUUCUGAAACAAAACCAGCUUUGCCUCCUAAUCCAGACGGAUCAAGACCCCAGUUAUUUGCUGAGGCAUUGUCAGGAUAAGUUCUGUGGGGUGAAGCAGAGAUGGCAGAGGUGCAUUCUGAGAGAAACUUCAAGGAAAAGAUUAAUGCAGUUCGUUCAGUGGUUUCUAACAAAAGCAACAAUGAGAUUGUGCUAGUGUUGCAACAGUUCGACAAUAAUGUGGAUAAAACAGUACAAGCUUUCAUGGAUGGAAGUGCUGCUCAAGUACUGAAAGAGUGGAACCUGACGGGAAAAAAGAAGAACCACAAAAAGAAGAGAAGCAAAUCAAAACAGCAACAACAGCAGAAAAAUCUUGAACAAAAUAUACCUCCAGAAUCUGAGACGACCAAGAAGUGUGAUGACCAUAUCAUGGACAACUACAAGAUAAAUGUUUCAUAUCUGCAUGACUUGUCCAUGGACGGCGGAAACAUGAUGAAACACACUGUAUCAAAGGAAGAAAGACAUUCCAUUUCUGAGGAAAUGCCACUGCAGUCACACCUGCAAAAAGCAGGAGAAAGAGACACACGUUUUCUGCCUGGUGAGAAGUUUAGGAAGGGAACUUUGUUAUCAACUCGGAAACCAAAUGCAGAACCACCUAAAUUGAAGCCUUCUGCAGCGAGGUCGCAGAUAUCUGAAUCCUGCCUUGAUGUGGCUUCAGAGGAUGCUGCCAAGAAAAGAGGCCCCAGCAUAGAAAAAUCCAUGAAGGAUCUGCAGCGUUGCACUGUAUCCCUGACACGGUAUCGCACAAUGAUCAAAGAGGAAAUGGACUCUUCUGUGAAAAAGAUCAAGGCUACCUUUGCAGAAUUACAGAGCUGUAUUAUAGACAGAGAGGUUUCCUUGAUGGCAGAAUUAGACAAAGUAAAAGAAGAUGCAAUGGAAAUUUUGAACGCCCGCCAGAAGAAAGCAAUGGAGUUAAAGAAAAUGACUGAUAUGGCCAUUCAGAUGUCUGAAAUUCAGCUUUCGGAACUCCGAGCUGAGAUUAAGCUUUUUGUAAGUGAACGUAAAUAUGAUGAGGAACUGGGACGGUCUGCAAGAUUCACCUGUGAAGUUGAACCACUGAAGGAAACAAUCACAUCAUUUGGGGAAGUAUCCCAUCCAAAGAACAGCUACUCCACAAGGACCCCCUGCACAACAAUUCUAUCGUCUCUGAGCAUGCAACCUGUGGUUAAGAAGCAGUCAUUGUCAGUUCAGCAGUCUGCUCCCUCUAGUACUUCUGAUGGUCCAGCUACAACAUUGAACAGAACUGGUUCAAAACUCAGUCAUAGCCGAUCAGAAGUACCAGCUAAAGCUGGCUCAAAAAACAAUCAGGGCAAUUUUUCCAACCAGAGGCGAAGAGCAAAUCUUCAUCUCCAAGGCCAAAACAUGAAAGGUGCCUUUGACUCAGGUUCAUCAGAGGAUGCUGGCCACAUCAAAAAAGAAACAUAUCAAGCUGAUAAUGGGAAACAGCAGCAAGGAAGCUUUAGGCCAAAGUACAGGGGGAUAUCAAGAGAUCAAAAUCAGCUAUCUCAAGCAACAAGCUCCAAAAAGACUGUUUCACCUGUUAACCACCUCCAGAAGAAAUAUCAACUGGAAAUUGCAAGCCACACUGUUCUCAGUGAUAGUGUUUCUCCAUGUAGUGCAUACCCAGUACUCACAGGUACUACUGACAAUACUGUACCUUUGAAAGCACAUACCGUGACACUAGUAGCCUGAUCUUGCUUGAAAGACCAGCAACAUAAGUAACCAGUAAGCCAAGAAUUAAGACAAUCCAUUGCCAUAAGCAUUUUUUGAGCCUUAUAUACAUAGGAAUAUGUAUGAAAUACACUGCACUGUAUUUAAAACUGCUUUGUUUUAUUCUUAUUUGAAAUUAAAUUUGCAUAACUUUCAGUUUUGUUUCCUUAAAGAAACAGGCAUUGGUGCUAAAUGGUUGCUUUUAUCAGGUACACAGUUUUUGAAGCAGCAAUAUCACAGGAAAAAGAUUGCCAUUUCAAAGUCGACAAAACUUUUCUAAUUUAAAAUAAAACAGUUAUGAAGAAAUGUGACAUAUAACUGUUAUUAAUAUUAACUGCAGUAUUCAUGCUGAAUAAUAUCAACUGUAAUAUUCAUGCUAGUUAUAGGCCAGCUUUUAUACAAGCAUCUCAGAACAUUUUAUACCAAUGACAUAAAGGUGUAUAGAUCUCUCUUUUCAGAGAAGGUAUGUUGUCCUCUUGCUAGAUCUUACAUGCAGCUUCCAGACAAGUUCCAAGCAUCAGGUCAUUGGCGUUAUUCAGUGGCAGCAGAUAAAUUGUGCACCUGUACUUCUGCUACUGUAACCAGAAUGUUGGCACACCUGUGUAAAUGGUCACUAUUCCAUGCAUGAGCUAUGCAUCAGAAUAUGAAACCAUUAUACAAAUCUGUGUCAGCUGUUUCCAAGUGAGACCUAAAAAUGUUUCAGAAAAGAAAGAUAUAAAGUUAUUCUUAAUCUUUACAGGAUAUACAAAAUGAAAAGCCUGUCUUUUCAUGUAUAUGUCUAUGUAAGUCUUGAUCCUGACAAGACAUCUAAAAAGCACUAGUUUACCAUAAUUUAAGAAUGCCACAAUGGUAACCCUUAUAAGAUAAUUAAAAUAAAACAUUAUUUACUAUGGCACAGCGACCUUACAAUCUAGAGCCCCACAAUACUUGAAAUAAAAUGUUAUUUUUCAUAUUGUAGGUACCCAUAAGCCAUAACAAGCACAAUAAAUGUAAAAUAAAUAAUUUAAUAAACUGCAGGUGGGUGCACACACAUCCAAUUAUCACAAGAUGUGUAAAGUAAAAGAUGCUUACCUACACCAUAAAUGCACUCAACCCACUUCAUAUAGAGGUAGCAACGUAAAACUAAAAUAUAAUUUACUUUACUUUUUCCUCUCCUGAUCUAGUCUAAGCAUGUAGCCUUUUUCAGGAAACACCUAAGCUGACAUUUAAAAUGACCUGAAGGAUAAUUUGGACAAGACAAAUAAGUGCCAUGAGAUCAUUAAGCUCCAGUGGAGGUACUAACAACUCUAUCACAUGGGAUAUGUGCUUAAUCUCUCAUUUACGGAUGGCAUCUCAGAAGUAAAGCACCCCCUUUAUCCUGUAUGCUGUGUCAGCGCUGGAACAAGAAUCUAAGUGCCUGAUUUUGUAUUAGAACUCACAGACUUCUGAUCUUCUCAGCAUCAGAAACUAGUAUGUUUUCAGUUGAGCUAACUCACACUGUUUAUUCCUCCCAUACAGAAAAAGAUCAUAUCUAAAGAAAUAAUGCAUUUUUUCUGGUCGUUACUACCACUACUGACCACUCAGCUUUCUCUCAGAUGUCCUAUUGACCCAUUUUUCCCCAUGGGGUGAAAACCCUACAGUUCAUGUGUUUGCCUUGGGGUGAAAAUUGAUCUCCAGGAGUGCUGAUGUUAUCCAUGGUUUGGAGCACGAUUUUAUGCUACUGGGUUUAAAAGUUCAAGGCAUGACUGUGACUUCUACUGCUUGCAAUGUAGGACACAUGCAUUACCAUGUGUCCUGUUCUGAGUUUGCAAAACUACUUAGACAAGCAUAGUUGUCACUGUCCUUUCUCACAGGGCCCACUGCAGGGCCCCACCCCCAAGGUGGGUUAGCUGGUGUUAACCACUCCUAUUCCAUCUCCUUAUGCCCCACCCCCAAGGUGGGUGAGCUGCAGUUAACCACUCUUCUUCCCUCUCCUCAUGCCCCCAUCCCAAGGUGGGUGAGCUGUGGUUAUCUACUACUCUUCCAUCUCCUCAUGCCCCACCCCCUAAGGUGGGUGAGCUAAGGUUAAUCACUCUUCUUCCAUCUCCUCAUGUCAGAUCUCUUAGUUGCUGAGUCACUAAUCAAACUCAGUCUGCCGGGGCAUAGUCAAGACUUUAUUCCUCUGUGUUAUAGAAUUCUCAGGAAUAAUUGCAUUUUAUCCAUAGUAUAUGUUCUAGCAGCCUUUAAACAUGUAAAAUACUCAAACACAGUAUAACAUAUUUUUCAAUUCACAGGGUUCUCCACCAUGCUUCUUGCAAAAUACUUGAUGUUACAUUCAUUCCUUUUCCACUGCAUCUAUUUUCUGGACCAAAUUAUUGUAACGGAUAUCAUAUAUAAUGAACUCUGUCAAGCUAUUUAUGGAUUCCACAGUCUUUUCUUCCAGUCUUUAUGAUAAUAUAAAAUCAGUGUUGAGACCUCUUUCCUAGUCCUAUAACAUUAAACUGUUCUAGCUUUAUGAAAAAAAUCAGUAAGCCUAGGACAAAGGGCAGCUGGUUGAAAUCCUGACACUCGUUACUGUGAAUUGUGGGACAGUGAGAUGGAAUGACCGAAAAUGUGGACUUACGUAUAUAAAGUCUGAAAUUCCUUAACCUCAGAAUAUUCCCAUUUCUCCAAGAUAUCAAUACGUUUUGGGAAGUGAGCCCCCCAGAAGAAUACAACUUCAACGGAGAAAAGCAAUUUUGACUUUGCUGUUCUCCUGAGUUUAUGGUCUCUUUUUUUAUCAUUCUGGAUCUCACUAUUACGUGUCUCGACAUUUCAGUGAAUGAAUUUCAAAAUAAAAAGUCAGAGCAUGAAUAAAUCUGAUGGCAAAAAUUCUAAAACCAUACCAAAAUCAUAGUAAUUGAGGGGUGCCCUUCACAUGGACACAUACGUGAAAUAUACAUACUGUCAGUGACCUGUAUGCUCAUUGACUUUGAUAUUGACAACUGCAGAUUGAUUGAUUUAUCUAUAAUCAAAGUGAAGAAGCUUGAGAAGUGUUCAGAACAUGCAUUAUAGUUAAAAUCAUAACUGUCAUAUAACCAAUAUGUAAAUAUAUAAAGCUUGCUACUAAUUUUGUAAAUAAGUUUUAUGUUAAAAAAUAGAAUCUCUUAGCUGCUCAAGUAGAAACAGUUCUUCUAGGAACUAAAGUGGUUUAUCUAAUAUUAAUAUUAUUAGAUGAGUAUGUUAAAUCAGUUGCACUAUAAUACUUGUAUAAAAGUGUAAUUCAUUGCAAACUUACAUAACAACGUACCUAACAGCAGCCAACAAAUUAAGAAUAGAUGCCAUAUGUAUGUACAUAUGGCAUGCUGUCUUGGUGUGUUCUGCAGUUACUCAAAUAUUUUGAAUGCUUAUGUCCUCCAGUGGGUGCUCAAAAGAGUGACUGUAGAAAAAAUAUGCCAAAGAUUAUACUUUACAGCUGCUAGGUUUUAUAUGACCCCAGCUAACAUUUCCAUAGUUUUUGUCAUACUGACAUAUUUUGUUUAUGGUUUUUAUCUGUUUUACUCAGCUUUUUUCAUUCCUUGUAGAAAAAGAAAUCUGUCAAAAAGAAAGAGACCUUCCUGUGAAACUGCUUUACUUUUCACAGCUGUUUCAACUUUUUGUGAUAUAUUUUUACACAGAAAAACAUGGCGCAUGAAAAUGCAGAUUGUAAUGUUUUUUUAUCAUUAUACUGAUGUGACUAAAACCAAGUCAUAAAAAAUAUCAGUCCAUUUUAUUACUUAUAUUUGAAUGGUGGAAUCGAGUAAUUUAAAAAAAUAUUAAAUUAAAUGUUUUGAAUGAA
Messenger RNA from Protopterus annectens (West African lungfish), 5562 nucleotides. RefSeq names its product spermatogenesis associated serine rich 2 like (gene SPATS2L). NCBI's taxonomy places the organism in Eukaryota, Metazoa, Chordata, Ceratodontiformes, Protopteridae. The transcript has 12 exons. The record is from RefSeq and is a predicted model, not a curated record. Bases 141 to 1769 code for a protein of 542 amino acids. Gene Ontology annotation, cellular component: cytoplasm. Gene Ontology annotation, molecular function: protein binding.